Molecule: messenger RNA, 1805 nt
Organism: Megachile rotundata (alfalfa leafcutting bee)
Lineage: Eukaryota; Metazoa; Arthropoda; Insecta; Hymenoptera; Megachilidae
Source: RefSeq, a predicted model, not a curated record
AAUCAGCCGUCGCAUAUACCUCUUGGUUUCAACUGACGUUUUAGUUAUUCCUUCCUCGGACAUUUGACAGUUUCGAUCAUCGAGUGUUGUCUCGUCAACCAGACUGGACCUGCAACGCAGCAAAACCAAGUAGUUACAAGUAUUGAAAAUCUGACGCAAUUUAUCAAAAAAUUAUCAAAGUUCAUCCUUCAAUUAUAUAAAAAUAAUUACGAUGGAAUGCAUUCGUCUCGCUUUGCAUCACUAAUUAAGAGAAGACCGUCUAGGGAUGAUAAGAUUAUAAUUAAUCGAGACAUUUCGUUCGAACUCGAAAUCGAACGAAUUAGUUAUGAUGUAUGAAAUAAAAUAAAAUAUAACUUUAAGUAUUGCCAGCCAGAAGUAAAACUAGAAAACAUGUCGGUGUCCACAUCAAACAUUCCGAAGGAUAAAUUGAUUCAAGAAGAAGUCCGUUCGGAGACGAAGGCUUCGAUGAUUGUUAGAAAAUCAAUGAACACUGUAACAUCGGUCUCCUUGGAAAAUCGUCAGACGAAAGAGAGCAAAGAGUCGAAGACCGAAAAGAAGGAGUUGGAAAGCAAAGAGUCAAAAAUCGAAAAGAAAGAAUCGGAAAGCAAAGAGUCAAAGAUCGAAAAGAAAGAAUCGGAAAGCAAAGAGUCAAAGACCGAAAAGAAAAAAUCGGAAAGCAAAGAGUCAAAGACCGAAAAGAAGGAGUUAGAAGAAACUGAAGCACGAAAGAGCAAAACACAGCCACAAAAAGAAAGCUUAACCGAUUCGAUACGCGAUUGUCCGAAAGUCAAAAGCAUCGAAUCGAAAACCGUAGAAGUAAAAAAGGAAACGAUGAAAACGGAAGCUAAAGCUCCCAAAACUAGCAGUACCACCGCGACACAAACCGUUGUGCCGGAAUUCAAAAUAAUUCCCAUUUCCUGCAAAUCUAGCAAUGAGAAGCCUUCAAACGUGGCGGUACCACGAAAAUCUCCACCUCUGCUGAUGCCGGUUCUCAACGAGCGUCCCAUAGUUUUAGCGACACAUCUGGUACCUUCGUUGCCGAUCAGCUUGUUUCAAGUACUCGCUGAAGCAAUCGAAGUUGCCACCGAGAAACCUGUGGUACUCUUAUACGAACCUAGGAGCGAUAGACCUGUUGCAAAAGAAGUCGUAGAUAUCGCUAUUUUACCAGCUAGUGAAGAAUGGGAGGAUGGUGAACUUUUACCUGUAAGUUUCUGUUUCGAGCAUCAUCUGAACAAAGAGAACUCACCAUGCGUCUAUGCCGAUGUCGUUGCGGCAACGGAUCGUGCACCACACGUAAAAAAUAUCACGGAUCUCCGUGGUCACAGAUGCUCCCUGCCGGAUCGGAAAAAGAAUGUUGGCGCAGCAGCAUUGUUAUUUAAUUUUUUGUAUACUAGAGGUGAAAGUCCAGCCUUUUUUGGUAACACUCUCGACGCCGAAACGCAGGUUGCAACUUUGCAAAUGGUUGCAGGGAAGCAAGCGGAAGUUGGAAUCCUAGAAUCUCCUGUUAUUAAAUAUCACAGAAAUACUCUACCAGGAAUUAACUCUCUUCACAUUCUAACAAGUUUAGGCCCCUUACCACCUUAUCGGAUCAUGGCUAGGAAAUCACUUCCAGAUGCGUUGACCAAAAAAAUCACAACUUAUUUGCUAAACAUAGAUCAAGAUAGAGAAUGGCUAGACAAGUUCGCUCCCUUCGGUGUGACAGGUUUCGUGAAAAAUUCCGCAAAAUUAUACGAUUUCACUGAUGCAAAAUCUGUAGUCACAAGUGUACCAUAUUAUUAAUGAUUACAUUCCUUUUUUUAAUCGAA